This is a messenger RNA of Colletotrichum karsti, 1041 nucleotides long. RefSeq names its product NAD dependent epimerase/dehydratase. The transcript is spliced from 4 exons. Gene Ontology annotation, molecular function: oxidoreductase activity, acting on the CH-OH group of donors, NAD or NADP as acceptor. The coding region runs from base 1 to 1041 and encodes 346 amino acids. NCBI's taxonomy places the organism in Eukaryota, Fungi, Ascomycota, Sordariomycetes, Glomerellales, Glomerellaceae. The record is from RefSeq and is a predicted model, not a curated record.
AUGCAUUCGGAAGAGAGCUUUGGCAUUCCAGAGGGCUCUACCGUUCUUGUGACGGGUGUGAAUGGCUUCAUCGGCUCCCAUAUCUGCAGUCAACUGCUGCAGUUGGGUUUCGAUGUCCGCGGAACCGUCAGAGACGUGACAAAGUACGCUUGGGUCGAAGACUUGAUGGAGAGGGAAAACACAAGGGGUUGCUUUACGCUGGUCUCUCUGCCAGACUUGGAAGAGGACGGCGCCUUUGAUUCUCUCGUCGAUGGCGUUUCUGCUGUUAUCCAUGUGGCUUCACCUGUUUCCUUGAGCCCCGAUCCGGAAAGCGUCAUUCCGAGCAGCAUCAAUGGAGCCUUGAACGCGCUCAAGGCCGCCAACAGAUCGCCCAGCGUUAAGCGAUUCGUUCUGACAAGUUCUUCUGUUGCAGCUGCUCUACCGAAGCCUGGUCAGAAGGGUGAAGAGGUGACAACGACAAGCUGGAACAUUGAGUCGGUUGCGGUUGCGUGGGGAAAGCCUCAUCCUCACCAGGCUUGGCAUGUCUAUGCAGCAAGCAAAAUUGAGGCAGAGAGAGCGGUUUGGAAAUUUUACAACCAAGACAAAAGCUGUCGCCCAGACUUGGUUGUCAACACAGUGUUACCUAGCUGCAAUUUUGGAAAGAGCUUGGACGUCAUCAACCAAGGUCACCCUUCAACAUCCUCAUUCAUUGAGAGUUUGUGGUACGGGAUCAACAUGGAUCAACUGGCUUGCAGUCCUCCUCAGCACUUCGUUGAUGUCGAGGACACGGCAAGACUUCAUGUUGCCUGUGCUAUCCUGCCCAAUGUCCAUGGUGAGAGGGUGUUUGCGUGGGCUGAACCAUUCAACUUUGACGCUGUACUCGACAUCCUCCGCAGCGAGUUUCCUAGCAAACAUUUCGUGGAGAACUUCCACGGCUACCGCGACCUCUGCACCGCCGAGAAAGCCAAAACCAGAGCGGCUCAGAUUUUGCGACUAAUGGGGAAAGACGGAUUCACUUCUUUGGAGGAGAGUGUUCUACUGAACAUUGAUGAUCUGCCUUGA